AUGUCCAUCAGUCGCACGUUCCGUGUGUACGAGAGGAACGUCGCGGCUGCAACCUCCAUCCCUACCAGAACUCCUUACAGUCUGAUUUUGGACAGCUCGAAGAUCAGCGAUGAAUUUCUGCUGUUCGAGUCAGGAAUCGUCGCUUCGUUGAACAACGAGGAAUGUGUCGAGUUCAGAAAAGCAUACGUGAAGAUCUUAGAUGCUUUCGCUUGUCUUGGCGAGUUUAUAUUACAUCGUCCUGAAAAUGGAGCUGAGCUUCAUUAUCUUUGUCUGGUGACCUCAUGUGUUUGCAUUGGAAGAAUCGAAGACUGUGAUGUGUAUAGAAUAACUGAUGUCGCGUUCGUCAGUAUGUGGGGCAGCUACGCUGCUCCGUCGGACGGUCGGAUCAACGAAAUUCAAAAAUUUCUCUGCGGAGGAACGUUUUAUUUCGCAUCGUCCGUCAGCGAUGGCCCUGUGAUUGAUCUCUGUUUAACGACACAACAACGCUAUCAAAAGCAAGAAUUCGGAAACAGGAAUCGUUCAUUGCAUCUGCCGUUCAAGCGUUACGGUAUCAACACGUCGAAAUGGCUUAUCCGCUGUAUUUGUGGAGGCGUGGAAAUCAAGACCGUUUAUGUUGGUCAUCAGCAGGCAAAAGCGUGUCUGAUAUCGCGCUUGAGCUGUGAACGGAUGGGAACCAGGUUCAACGUUCGCGGUGUAAAUGACUUUGGGCAUGUGGCAAAUUUUGUCGAGUCUGAACAGGUCCUCUUUUUUAAUCGGUACGUGGUGUCGUUCCUGCAAACACGAGGAUCUGUGCCACUGUUUUGGGAACAGCCCGGCGUUCAGGUCGGGUCUCACAGGGUGAAAAUGAGUCGUGGCUUCGAGGCGUCCGCUCCCGCUUAUGAUCGGCAUUUUUUUGCAAUGCGCAAAUACUACAAGCAAGUGGCUAUCGUGAACCUUCUCGGUGCCAAGGAAGGCGAGGCUGUGCUUUCUUCCGCAUACAAACUUCACCACAAGGCUUCGGUACAUGGUGAAACGGUGCCACUUGUGAAUUUCGACUUCCACUCCGAAGUUCAUAUGAGUACUCGAGUCGAAGACCUUGCCGUUUUGUUGCGUAAGAUGAAACCGGUCCUCGAAAAAUUCGGCUUUUGCGUUGUCAGGGACAAGCAGGUUUUGAGGCAUCAGCGCGGAGUACUGCGCGUGAACUGCCUCGACUGCUUGGAUCGAAGUAAUGCGGUGCAAACAUUUUUUGGACUGCACAUUCUUAGUGAACAGCUGAAAGAGGCUGAAUUGGCCGACAAGGCAAACAUCGUUUGUCGGUUCGAAGAAGUGUUUAAAGAGAUGUGGACGGCGAAUGGUGAUGGCUGCAGCAAAAUCUAUGCCGGUACUGGAGCGUUGGAGGGCAAGUCCAAGAUCAAAGACGCGUCACGCUCCGUCUCUAGGACCAUUCAAAACAAUCUGUUGGAUGCGUCGAAGCAGGCGGCUAUCGAUGCGUUUCUUUUGUCGUCCGGUUUUAGCGCCGAAGUGUACGAUCUCACGAGCUGCAUCAUUCCGAUGGGUUUGAUGCUAGCCAAUCCAAGUGUUCUCUCGACCGUGGUUGAGCAGCGUGACAAAUUUACCAUUCCGGAAACGGUGAGGGUAUUUUGUGGCACCUGGAAUGUAAACGGCGGUCAGCGACCAAACUCAGUGGCUUUACUUGACAUUUCCAAUGACUUCACCGCCCCAAAUGAUAUUUAUGCGAUCGGAUUGGAGGAGAUAGUUGAUUUGAACGCAACCAACAUCGUCAGUGCAAGUUCAGCGAAUCAGAAGAUGUGGAUCGAUGCGUACAGGAGAAUCCUGUGUGAAGGAAAAUGCAAGUACAUCUUGCUAGAAUCGGUUCAGCUGGUCGGUGUAUGUCUGUUCGUGUUCAUCAGACCGCGUUUGGCGCCAUUUGUCAGGGAUUUGGCCACGGAUAUGGUCAAAACAGGGUUCGGCGGUGCGGUUGGCAACAAAGGCGGCGUGGCCAUUCGUUUUCUGCUGCAUUGUACCCCACUAUGCUUCGUCUGCUCACAUUUCGCCGCCGGCCAAAUGCAGGUGCAGGAAAGGAACAGCGAUUUCGCCGAAAUCUCUCGUAAACUUCAGUUUCCAAUGGUAGUUUUUUGGUUAGGCGAUUUCAACUAUCGAAUAGAUCUUCCGUGUGAAACAGUGAAGGACGCCGCUAAAGCCGCUAACUGGGAACUGUUGCGUAGUGCUGAUCAGCUGAACGUUCAGCGCAGUUCCGGAAACGUAUUUAACGACUUUGAAGAAGGCUUGAUUUCUUUCGCCCCCACUUACAAAUACGACACUUACUCUGACGAUUAUGACACGUCUGAGAAAUGCCGCAUUCCAGCUUGGACUGAUCGAGUGCUCUGGUGGGAAAGGAUUUUCAGCGAUCGACCAAAACCGGAUCCUUGCCAACAAAAAGCCUGCAAAUUGUUGCUAUAUGCUCGCGCUGAAUUGAAGACCUCUGAUCAUCGGCCCGUAGGCGCUAUUUUCGACUUGGAAGUGCGAAAGAUGGACUUUGACAAGUUUGAAUCCGUUUAUCACGAUGUGCUGACUUGCAUGGGACCUCCGGAUGCCACGGUUAUCAUCACCGUAGACUCAGCCUCCGCUGACUCAGACAUGUUCCCGCAUUACAUUGUCGACCAGGUCUUACAAAAGGUUGCGCAGCUGUGCAUUCAGGUGUUGCUGGUCAAGUUCGUAGGCAAAGAAAUGUGGCUUAUUUUUAAAGACGGCGAAAUGGCGUUGGCUGCAUUGAGUAUGGACAAGACGCAGGUGAACUCGAAAACUCUGAACGUCCGUCUGAAGUCAACUGACUGGGAAUCAGAAGCAGAAAGAGAGUUGAAAAACGCGCGCUGUGUUGAUUCAAACUUGGCAAGCGAAUUGUUGGACGAAGGAAGAUUCUCGACUCCUACUUUGGAUGUGUAUGAGGAGGAAGUGAUCUGUACACACGUGGAUAACAAUUUGAGCGCUGUAAAAGUUCCAGAAACUUUUGUCGCCGUUGAUUCCAAACCCGUUCCCCCGCGAAGACCACCGCCACCGAAAUUUUCUAAGGAUACUCUGCCUAUGCCAUGCAGCGAUAAAUUAGGUUUUCGCCACGUCGCUUCGGUGCCAGCGUUUCCUGAUUAUUUAAAAGAAGCUUCUCAGGCGGAUAGAAUGGUUUUGGACAAGGUUUCUGUCAAGAAUCCACCUUUGCACUCAUCUGUACUGAAAGAAAACCUUACUACGCGUUCGAAUUUGGCAUCGAUUUCAGACGACGACUGGGCGAAGUUCACUCAAGCACGCUGCAAAGAGCACUGAUA
Messenger RNA from Soboliphyme baturini, 3296 nucleotides. The record is from the annotation of a GenBank genome assembly. Lineage: Eukaryota; Metazoa; Nematoda; Enoplea; Dioctophymatida; Soboliphymatidae.